Drosophila takahashii is the source of this 1704-nucleotide messenger RNA. RefSeq lists its product as uncharacterized. The record is from RefSeq and is a predicted model, not a curated record. Lineage: Eukaryota; Metazoa; Arthropoda; Insecta; Diptera; Drosophilidae.
CAACACAACAAAAACAGUUUGCAAAAAUGAGUUCAUCAAAAGAUAAAGACGCCAUUUUAGUUCCCACCGUUAGAGAAGUGCAGCAAAAGUUUGCAGAGAUCCUAAGCCAUGGGGAGGAUAUAACUUGGGAUCUACUAACGCAAAAUCAGGGAGAUGUUCUCAAAGAAAAGUUAUCUUUGUUUGAAGCCAAUUCUAACAUGUUUCAUUGGAUUUGGGAUCAAAGAAAAUAUACAAAUGGACAGUCUCUUACCUCCCUAUUUUUUGUGAUGGUUGUGAAUGAUGUGUGCAAUACAAAACUGGCUGACCAAAGCAGAUCCUGGCGUUUAUAUCCCGUUUUUCGUUGUCGGCGUUGUGUUGAAAAAACUGGCCAAUCCAGUAGCAUCGACUGCUGCAUGACGUAUGUGACACAGAACUCAAAAUGUGGAAACUGGAAUGAAUUUCUGCUUUCACCACGAUUUUGCCAUGGUGUAAUGGUGACCCCGAAUCGUGGAGUCUACAAACUGAUCGAUGGUCAAGUUGAGCUAAAAACGUAUUCCAUCUCAGAUCGUGUACUUGGAUAUUUGACAGACCCUACUGAUUACUCCAUAUCGCCCGAAUCUUUGACAAAAGCCUCAAAAACACCAAUUGAUCGGGAAAAAUACAACCCAGGAAGUGCUUUUGGAGUUACCGUAAAAUUGGUUUCAGAAUUUAGCGCUUGUGAACGGAUGCUCAGUUUGCUUUUGAAUCCUAAAAAUGUGCAACAAUCUUGUGAUGCGAUUGAUCUUUCCGAUUCUUUAAUUCUGUUUACGCAUAAUACUAACAAUUUUCGUCUGGCAUCAAAAAUUAUAAAAGAAAAAAAUUGUUCAAGCAUCUUGGCUAAUCAACAAAGAAGCAUUUUUGAUAAGAUUUCCAAGGAAUCCGAACGAAUUGAAGGCAAAGUAGAUCUUAUACGUAGUGCCAAUGGAGUACCCACAAAACUUCAGCUUAAGAAAGUUUUACAAACCAAUCCGGAAAAGAGAAAACAAAGGAAAGAAUCGGAUAAGGAUCCCAAUGCUGUAAAGGAAAACCCCCCAGAAAUUACUACAAUAAAAGUUAAAGAUGAAGAUAUCAACCUGGAAAUCUUUGGCACUGUUCUUAAAGAACACAUUGUAAGCUUGGAAAGUUUCGAAAUUCUGAUAACCAGCAUGUCCGAGCAUUUGGAACCCGAAAUGUUUAAGCUGAUUCUGCAGAUAACGCAAACUUUUGUGGAACACACCAGAGAGGAAAUGUGCCAGCAGCUGAAAUACUAUUUUUCCACCGAAUCCGUUCUUUAUCAGAUUAUUUUGUGUAUUAAAAAACAUUAUCCAAGCUGGAACUUCAAUGAAAUCGAAGAGCAAUCGUCGGAUAUUUUAAGGCGAGUGCGAUAUUAUUUUGCCUCUUCUGACCCCAAUUCUCGAGUUGAAUUUCUGAAGAAGUGUGAUAAGUGUAGCGGUUACUAUGACUUAUUUGAUAGCAGUAAACCGGACUAUUCGAAUUUUUUUUAAGUUGUAUUUUUUUAAAAACAUUUAAAGUCAUUAUUAUUCCCUAAGAAACUCUUUGAAAAAAAUUGUUAAAUAUUUUAAAACUUGUUUCCAAUAUAUCCUAAUGUUCGGCAUUCAAUUAAAAUUAUUAUCCUUACAUAUGAUCUUCUUUUAUACCGAUGCAGAUAUGAACUGUGUAACAUAACUGUAUGAUAUACCUAUUAAU